Molecule: messenger RNA, 4431 nt
Organism: Pocillopora damicornis (cauliflower coral)
Lineage: Eukaryota; Metazoa; Cnidaria; Anthozoa; Scleractinia; Pocilloporidae
Product: cytoplasmic FMR1-interacting protein 1
Biological process (GO): regulation of actin filament polymerization
Molecular function (GO): small GTPase binding
Source: RefSeq, a predicted model, not a curated record
UACUAAGCAAGAUGGCGACCCUGGACGAUGCUAUUUGUAAUGUGCAACAACUUCAAACCAUUUCCCUUCCCGACGAACAGCCACAAAUAGAAGCACCUCCGGCUUCUGUCACUUACAUUUCCAACUUUGAUACCAACUUCGAGGACAGCAAAGCGUUCAUCACAUGUAUCAGCAAGUAUCUGGAAGAGGCGGAUGUACACAAAGGCUUGAAUGAAAUGCUUGAAGAGGGUGGACGGUAUGCUGUGAUGUUGUACACUUGGAGGAGUUGUUCACGAGCUGUUCCUUCCGUUAAAAGUGAUGACCAACCAAACAGAAUUGAAAUUUAUGAGAAGACAGUUGAAGUUCUAGAACCUGAGAUACGCAAACUUAAGGGCUUCAUGCACUUUGCUAAAGAUGCUGUUGCUAGAUUCUGCAAGGAGGUGAAGACCCUGAGUCACCCAGAGAGGAGGAAGGAUUUUAUAUCUGAGAGAUAUCUGUUGACCCUUGGAAAAUUUGUCAACAUGUUUGCAGUCCUGGAUGCCUUGAAGAAUAUGAAGGCAUGUCUGAACAACGACUAUGCAUUUUUUAAAAGAGCCGACACCUUCCUACGUCGAGGAACUGGUGAUGUAUCAAUGAUUGAAGAAUCACAGAAUCUUUCACUGUUUUUGGCUAAUCAACACAAGAUCACACACAUGCUUAAAGAUGACCUGGUGAAAAUUCCAGGAUAUGAAGAUGUUUUGGCUGAUGUGUUGAACCUAUGUGUCAAACUGUACGAAGGCCAUAUGUACAUAACACCAAAUGAUAAAUAUAUUCUUUUAAAGGUUAUGGGAUUUAUGAUUUUUCUGAUGGAUGUUAAGGACGGUAAGGAAGUUAAGGACAAUACUAGUGUGCUAAAGAUGGAUCAGAAGAAAAGGAUCAGCAUCAGUAAGAUCGACAAGAUCUUUAAGCAAUUUCCAGUGGUACCUCUGUUUGGAGAUGUCCAAGUUGCUCUUGUGACCUACUUGAAAAUGUGCCCAAACUUUGACACAAUGAGAGAGAAAUGGACUUCAGCUGCAGAAGGUGCUGAUGAAAAAGUUGUUGGACAGUACAAUCUCCUUGGAAAUAUGGACAGCAUCAGGGAGGAGCAUGUGAAGUUUAUCAGUGAACUUGCUCGCUAUAAUAAUGAAAUGAUCACCUCUAGCGCUAAUCCAAGAAGUGAUGCACAGUGCAAGGAGCUGACAAAUCUGGCUCUCAGAGGAUUAAGGUUACUGUCCUCAUGGACUGCCCAAGUGAUGGAACUGUACUCUUGGAAACUUCUACAUCCUACAGACAGGUAUGGCAAUCCUCAAUGUCCUGAUGAUGCUGAAGAAUAUGAAAGAGCUACAAGGUACAACUACAACAGCGAAGAAAAGUUUUCACUUGUUGAGGUGAUUGCCAUGAUCAAAGGUCUUUAUGGUCAGAUAGUGCGACUUGAACCAAUGUUUUCAGAAGUGAUCAAACAUUCCGUACAUACAGAAGUGCAGCAGUUUAUUCAAGUGAACCUGCGAGAGCCACUGAGAAAAGCUGUCAAGAGCAAAAAGGCUACUCUUCUGAAAACAAUUCUAUUGUCCAUUCGGGAGACCGGGGGAGACUGGGCCGAUGGGCAGCAUGGAAGAGGGGACCCUAUUCUGAAGGGAGAAAAGGACCCUAAAGCAGGGCCCACCAUUAAGAUACCAGAAAGGGGCGUGGGACCCUCUAGUACACAGUUGUACAUGGUCCGCACCAUGCUGGAAUCCUUAAUUUCUGAGAAAGGAGGCAAAAAGGUCAUGCGCAAAGAACUGGAGAAAGAAUCAGUGGAGCAGAUUGAAGAGUUCUUGAAGAAGUCUUUCUUCUUUGAACAAAUGCUUCGUUUUAAUGAAGUUUUGAGGGAGUGCUGUGACCUUUCUCAACUGUGGUUCAGAGAAUUUUAUCUGGAGUUGACAAUGGGUGCCAGAAUUCAGUUUCCAAUUGAGAUGUCGAUGCCAUGGAUCUUGACAAAUCACAUUCUAGAGAGCAAAAAUCCAAGCAUGAUGGAGUAUGUGUUGUACCCGCUGGAUCUUUAUAACGACAGCGCUCAUUACGCCAUGACUGUAUUUAAAAAGCAGUAUCUGUAUGAUGAAAUUGAGGCAGAGGUGAACCUGUGCUUUGACCAGUUUGUGUACAAACUAAGCGAUCAGAUAUUUUCCUACUACAAGGCACAGGCCUGCAGUAUGUUACUGGACAAGAAGUUCAAAUCGGAGCUGGUCCGUUUGAAUGCUGAGGCAGCUGCGAAACUGGGGACCCGAUCCAACAGAUAUGAGACUCUUCUUAGACAGAGGCAUGUACAGCUUCUAGGCCGGUCAAUCGACCUGAACAAGCUCAUCACGCAGCGUCUGAACACCGCCAUGAUAAAGUCUUUGGACUGUGCAAUCGCGCGGUUCGAGAGUGGAGAUAUCUGUGGUGUUGUGGACUUGGAGAACCUUAUUGAAGUGAACCGAAUGACGCAUCAGUUGUUGUCCAAGUGCGUAAAGCUGAUUCCGUUUAAGAACAUGUUGGGUGAGGCCAACCAUUCGGUGUCUGCGCCUUAUGGAAGGAUCACCCUUCAUGUGUUCUGGGAACUCAACUUCGAUUUUCUUCCAAACUACUGCUAUAACUCGUCCACAAACAGAUUUGUCCCCACGUCGCUUUCUUUGGUGGAAAAGGUUUCCAGAGAACAAGCUCCAAAACAAGCACAUCAUUACUUCUUUGGCACUAAGCUUCAAAACUCAGUUUUCAAUGCCAUUGGAUCACUGUACAGCAACUUUGUCGGAGAUAUUCAUUUUGCUUGCAUGUCUCGCUUGCUUGGUUAUCAAGGAAUUGCUGUUGUGAUCGAGGAACUUCUUAAGAUUAUCAAGAGUGUGCUUCAAGGUCAACUUCAGCUGUACAUAGCACAGCUCAUCGAAGGGAUGCCAAAGAAAUGUGGCCUUCCUCGCUUUGAGUACGGAUCAACAGGUGUUCUGGAAUACUAUCAUGCUAGCCUGGAACCGAUCAUGCAGUACCCAUACUUGAGGACAGAUGUGUUCCAGGGAUUCAGAGAGAUCGGCAAUGCCAUACUGUUCUGUGUACAACUUGAGGGCUUCCUUUCUCAAGAAGAGAUUAUUGAUCUGUUACACGCAGCUCCAUUCCAAGGAAUUAUCCCCAGGCCUUAUCUGAAAGAUGGUGAAAAACUCCAGGUCAAAAUGGAGAAACUCGAAAAACAGUACAACUCUUUGCAAGUGUUGUCAACCAUCACCAAGCUUGGAACCAAAGAGCAAAUAGUCAACGCUAAAGAAGGCGACGUGUUGACGAAAGAAAGACUUUGCUGUGGACUUUCCAUCUUUGAAGUGGUGUUGAAAAGGAUAAAAAAGUUCCUGGUUCAUGAAAUAUGGCAAGAGAUACCACCAUCCAAUGGAGUGAUGAACAUUGACGAGUGUAGAGAGUUUCACCGUCUGUGGAGUGCCAUCCAGUUCAACUACUGCCAGCCGCUGCGGCAAAAUGAACUCACUGUCGAGCAGUGCUUUGGUGAAGGCCUCAACUGGGCCGGAUGUACCUUCAUUGCUCUGCUAGGACAAGAAAAUCGUUUUGAAGCGUUGGAUUUCUGUUAUCAUAUCGUCAAAGUUUACGAGGUGGAUUCUCGGGACGAAGUGAUUGGAGGCGUGGAUCUCAAGCGGCUUGUUAGCCGAGCACGUCACUUCAAAGUACUAAACGACCAGAUAUUCGCGGUACUCAACAAGCACCUCAAGUCCUCAGACGGUCCUGUUGAACAUGUCCGCUGCUUUCAGCCGCCAAUUCAUCAGGCUUUUGUUUCACCGAUAUGAUCUGAAUUUGCUACUGGAUCCAUUUUGAAAUGUUAAGCGGUGUACAACAUUUAAUUAAUGCAGAGAUAAGGUUCAGCUACUCAGAGAGGGAUAUUUUUUCUCCUAUUUUGUAAUUGAAAGUAAGGUUUAGAAAGAAUUUUGAAUUUUCUAACCGCCCUAACUUUCGGCAAUUCGUAAUUUUUCGUGCCUGUACACGUGGUAGGCAGUUGUCGUCUUCACGUGUGGCAUUGAUGCCUCAAAGAAAUCCUGAACGUUAGCAUAUCGGGGUAUUCCGUGUCCGUGAAGAGGUUACUUUUCAAAGGCUUUCAGUUAGGGGCUUGCGUGAGGACAAUGGGAUAGGACUUAACAUUUGUACUAGAUCGUGCAUGUUUGUCUACUUGUAUGGUAACCACAAUUUUAAAACCUUUUCCUUUAAGAAAAGUGUCCAUUCAGUAAUGCUUGGUGUAGCGCUAUUAGAAGGCAAGUUUCAAAGAAUUUAGCAAUUAAGAGAAAAGAUGCCAUUUUGGUUUUUACUGUUUGGCGUUGUGGACUGCCCAUAAAAAUUAUCUAACGUUGUUAGUAAUAUUGUUGGAAUGUAAAUAAAAUUACAUAGUUUUUUUUAUAUAUAUGCUCUUUAUAAUAAAAACGAGAGAUUAUCAUU